Molecule: messenger RNA, 1269 nt
Organism: Talaromyces atroroseus
Lineage: Eukaryota; Fungi; Ascomycota; Eurotiomycetes; Eurotiales; Trichocomaceae
Product: Acyl-CoA desaturase
Exons: 2
Coding region: 1-1269 (422 amino acids)
Biological process (GO): unsaturated fatty acid biosynthetic process
Cellular component (GO): endoplasmic reticulum membrane
Molecular function (GO): iron ion binding; heme binding; stearoyl-CoA 9-desaturase activity
Source: RefSeq, a predicted model, not a curated record
AUGGCAGCAACCCCUAAAAAAGAUACCGCCGAGCCUAAGGGCGCUUGGUAUCAAGAAAUUCGAUGGAGUAGUGUCAUUACUUUGAUAUUUAUCCCUGUGUAUGGGUUCACCCAAGCCUUGUGGGUGCCGUUGACGCUGAGGACCCUUCAGUGGUCACUUGUCUAUUAUGUGGCAACUAUGGUCGCUGUCACAGCAGGAUAUCAUCGGUUGUGGUCCCAUAGGUCAUUUGUUGCUCAUGCACCUCUGAGAUUGAUCCUAGCGGCCCUUGGGGCCGGGUCCAUGUUGGGAUCUGCCUUCUUUUGGGCUCGAAAACAUCGAGAGCAUCAUCGCUAUACUGACACCGAGCUUGAUCCAUAUGGUAUAAAUAAGGGAAUACUGCAUGCACAUAUAUUGUGGACCAUGGUCAAGGAACCAAGUAAGAAUAUUCAGGUGGAUGUGUCUGAUCUAAAGAAGGAUCCGAUAGUAGCUUUCCAGCAUAAGUACUACGUACCUUGCACGAUCUUCAUGAGUUGGGUCUUUCCUACUCUUGUCGCUGGAUAUGGGUGGAAUGACUGGUUUGGAGGAUUUAUCUAUGCCGGAAUUCUGCGCACUUUCUUUGUCAACCAGGGAAUUUUCUGUCUCAAUUCAUUAGCUCAUUCCUUCGGAGAGCAACCGUACGACGACCGACGCAGCCCUCGCAACCACUGGUUUACCGCCAUUGUUACUCUUGGUGAGGGCUACCAUAACUUCCACCACGAGUUCCCAUCCGACUAUCGCAAUGCUAUUAGGUGGUAUCAAUUCGAUCCCACAAAAUGGGUUAUUUGGCUAUCUAGUCUCUUUGGCAUGGCGGACAACCUGAAACGCUUUCCUCAGAAUGAGAUUGGGAAGGGAGAAAUCCAAAUGGUUCGGAAGCGUAUAGACACUCAGAGCCGUCAAUACAACUGGGGGCCAGCCAUCGAAGACCUCCCAAUAAUGGAAUGGGAUGACUUUACCCAGACGAGCAAGAGUCCUGAUGGGCCGUCCCUCAUUGCUAUCGAAGGAGUCAUCCAUGAUGUCUCUAACUUUAUUGAAGAGCAUCCUGGCGGUAAGAACUUUAUCAAGUCAGCCAUCGGAAAGGACGCAACAGCUCUAUUCAAUGGAGGUGUAUACAAUCACGCGAAUGCGGCUCGCAAUCUGUUGGCUACUUUGCGAGUUGCAAUUCUAAGAGGCGGUGGUGAAGUUGACAUUUGGAAAAAGGCUCCUACAACGACUGAUGGGACCCCUACGAAGGCCGAUGGUUCGCUCGACUAA